UCGUUGUAGUAAACGAUGACGGGGGCGCCACCACCUUCACUCCGCCACAAAAGAAGAAGGAACGUGUUUCUCUCUCAGUCUCCCAACAUGGCGGCGGCCAGGAGGUUGAAACGCGUGGCUGCUUCACAGCCAGGUUUUCUAAAUUUUAAGUCCUCUUCAGACACUUCAGACCCGGCCAGUAGUCGGAGGAAACGUGUGAACAAGAACAAGAAAAAGAACUGGAACAAACACAGCGACAUAAACGAUGUAGAUGCGUUUUUAGAAGACGUCCGACACCAGGAGAGGACCACAGGAGGUCUGCUGUCUGAGAAGUCAGAUGACAGUUUGUUCUUUUUGGAUGUUGGGCCACCAAAGAAAGCUGAACAGAAAGUAGCAGAGCCUGUCGAGGGGAGGAAACGGAAAGGGAAGGCGUCACGUCCUCUGAGGAUAGACUUGAUCCUGCAGCAUGAUUCCCUCGUUCCACCACCUAAAGAUGUGCUGGCCUAUCAGCAACCCAAUGCCAAGAAACUCCGUCGCAUUGCCCAGAAGGCCGAGCAGCUGGCAGCCAAAGGUGUGGUGCCACGGAGACAGAAACAGCUGCUGACCAGACGGCCGGUCAACAGGGCGACCAAGAAGGCAGUGACAGAGGCCAACAACAACCCAGACAGAGACUUUUACGACAUAUGGGGACAAGAGUCCAAAGAUGCAGCUGACCCCUGGUACCUUCAGCAGACGGGCAAGCAGCGUGUUAAGCGUCCAGAGAAGUUGAAUGAGAAGCCAUCCGUGCUUCCUGCUGUGGAGGUGAUCGCUCCCGGAGGAUCCUACAACCCAGACUUCUUCUCCCAUCAGGCCUUGCUGCUGGAGGCCCAUGAGGUGGAGGUCAAGAAACAAAAGGAAGAAGACAAAAUAGCAAAACAGCUGGCUGUCAACAGAGAAGACACAGCAACAGAGGAGACAGUUUUCAGAGAGCAGGUGGAAGGCCUGGUAGAAGAAGAGAAUGAAGAAGAGGCUCCUAAUGAGGAAGAGGAGGAUGUGGCAGUGGGAGCCAUCUCGCUGGCACUGAAGAAGACUGAGAGACAGAGGAAGAAAGAGAGGGCAGACAAAAUUAAGGAGCAGCGGCGACUCGCCAACAGACGGAAGACUGGUCAACAGCAGCAGCUCUUCCAGCUUCGCUCCAUAAAGGCCUCAAUUAAACAGCAGGACCAGAAAACCAAGGACAGACAGACACAACGCAAGGCCAACCAGGAGGCCCAGAAAGCUCAACCCAGACGCCUCGGCAAACUCAAGUUUCAGGCUCAGGACAUGGAGGUUCAGCUGAGCGACGAGCUGGCCGGCUCCCUGCGACGACUCAAGCCAGAGGGCAGCGUCCUCAAGGACCGCUUCAAAAGUCUGCAGAAGAGGAAUCUGAUUGAACCAAGAGAAAGAGCCAAGUUCAAGAGGAGGCACAAGCUGAAGUAUGUGGAGAAAAGGGCUUUUAGAGAGAUCACUUAGUGGCAACCCACAGACCACAGGAGCUGAACAACAGAAGCUGGGCAGCAUUUAAAGCCCCAAAUGCACCAUAAUGGAACUGUGUAUAUAAACUUCAUAACUGUUGAGGGGCCUGUUUCAGACGAUUAUAACUGCUAACAAAUUAAUGUCUCUUUAAUGAUAUAAACUGAAAUGAAGUGUUGGGUA
Messenger RNA from Micropterus dolomieu (smallmouth bass), 1653 nucleotides. It is a transcript of the gene nop53, whose product is annotated as NOP53 ribosome biogenesis factor. The transcript has 13 exons. Bases 16 to 1470 code for a protein of 484 amino acids. NCBI's taxonomy places the organism in Eukaryota, Metazoa, Chordata, Actinopteri, Centrarchiformes, Centrarchidae. Gene Ontology annotation, cellular component: nucleolus. Gene Ontology annotation, biological process: rRNA processing; ribosomal large subunit assembly. The record is from RefSeq and is a predicted model, not a curated record. Gene Ontology annotation, molecular function: 5S rRNA binding.